AUGGCAUCCACGGAGGAAAUUGCUCCAAAAUCUGACGAAUCGGACGUGCAAUACGCAGUCGAUCAAACCGGAUUUGGAAAAUUCACGAUAAAACUCGCCGUUUUGGGUGGUUUGAUAUACAUGAACACCGGAUUGUGUAUCGGUAGCGUGGGAUUCAUAUUGCCCUCAGCGGCCUGUGAUCUUGAAUUAACUACGUUGGAUAAAGGACGCAUUAGUGCUACGCCCAUACUUGGUAUGGUUUUUGGGGCAUACUUUUGGGGCUGCUUUGCCGAUCUACGAGGCAGAAAGUCGGCUCUUUUGUACGCACUUUUCUCUUAUGCAAUUAUCGAGUUCGUCACAUCGCUUGUUACGAAUUACUGGAUAUUUCUGUUGCUGAAGUUCUUCAGCGGAUGGGCAAUGAACGGACAGGGCACUAUCGUUUUUACUUACGUGGGCGAAUUUCAGAGUAACGAAUUUCGAGAAAAGAUUCUUUGCUGGAUGGAAAUGGCUUGGACUAUCGGAAUCAUAAUUUUACCUCUCGUCGCUUGGGUUAUAAUACCCCUCGAAUUCGCCUACGUAGUGGAAGGUUUUCUCUUUCGAUCCUGGAAUCUGUUCAUCAUAGUUUGUGCCAUACCAUCGGUUAUCAUAGCUACUUGGUUGACGUAUUUUCCGGACACGCCUAAAUUCUUAGCUGAGAGCAAUCAGGACGAGAAAUUUGCACGUACGCUUGAAAAAAUGUACACUGAAAACACCGGAUGUACCUUUGACGAGUAUCUUGACAAAUUGCGUAAAAAUGGAUACGAAAAUUUGAGAACGAAACUGACCCUGGCGGCGAUGAAAAAAAACAGCACCGGCGCAGAAGCAUCUCCGAGGGAAUCAACGAGGAAGUCGAAUUCGCUGUUGAACAUGUUACGCACGGUAGUAACGCAAACGAUAAAUCUUUGGAAACCACCGCAUUUGUACCCUACGAUUAUCGUGUGUGGUUUGAUGUAUUGCUUCGGUUCGUCAUACUACGCUCUGAUGUUGUGGUUCCCCGAGCUUUUCCAAAGAUUCGCCGAAUUCGAAAGUUCUCAACCUGGAGAGGCAUCGAGCGUUUGCAAAAUAUCUUCUUACAAUCAAAUGAUGACGAACGAUUCGAAAACCGACGUCGUUUGUUCCAGUACCAUACAAAGUGAUGUCUACUUGCACACCCUCAUUCUAGGACUAGCCUGCCUACCAGUUAGCAUAAUUUUACCUUUGCUAGUCAAUAAACUGGGCUACAAAUUUUAUAUGAUCAUUUCGGCCAGCGUAGCUUCGAUGGUGACCGUCGGUUUCUUUUACGUUUCAUCUUCCGUCGAGAAUCUCGUGCUCUCGUGUAUUUUCGAGGCUUUCUCAUCGGUUUGCAUGAGCAUCAUUUUCUGCCUCGUCGUUGAUCUAUUCCCAACGAAUUUAAGGGCCCUGGCUGCAUCACUCUGUGGACUAUUCGCGAGGAUCGGUGCCCUCGUGGGUAACUCACUGUUUGGUGUCCUCAUCGACAAUUAUUGCGUACCUCUAAUCGGCAUCAUAGCUGGACAAUUGAUUCUAUCAACAAUCCUGAGUUUCUUGAUACCUGGAAAAUCGAAGAAGCUGAAAAACCAAAUCAAUCAGAUGGAUCAGUAUGAAAAGAAAAUAAAUUCAACUCUAUAAUUAGCAUUGUACAGACUGAUUUCGAUGUCAUCAUAUCAUUUUCAUCAUCUUCAAAAUUCCUUCUAGACACUCACGACCGAAUGUACAGCUGCGCGGGUUCGUAUAGUUUCGA
Venturia canescens is the source of this 1756-nucleotide messenger RNA. RefSeq names its product synaptic vesicle glycoprotein 2B-like. Gene Ontology annotation, biological process: transmembrane transport. Bases 1 to 1644 code for a protein of 547 amino acids. Gene Ontology annotation, cellular component: membrane. Gene Ontology annotation, molecular function: transmembrane transporter activity. NCBI's taxonomy places the organism in Eukaryota, Metazoa, Arthropoda, Insecta, Hymenoptera, Ichneumonidae. The record is from RefSeq and is a predicted model, not a curated record. The transcript has 11 exons.